AACCGCAAUUUACGGCGCGUCGGCAUUGAGAAUCUGCAUACGAGAAAACUGGUCGCAGCGUGAUAAGACCACGCGACUGCACCACUUUGAUAUCCCGCGGGUACUUAAAGUCCAACAAUGUCCACAUUCCUCGUAUUCUGUUUUACACAAUGAAGUUCUUUGAGACACAGUCCGUGCUGCUCGUUCUCGCCAUUCUUGCCGACGUUUAUUGCACCGAUGAUUCGGACGGCGUGUCUGUGGAGGUUGAAGAAAAUGAUCAGGAUUUUGACGAGUUUUUUCCCAUGGAAUGCGGGGAGCAUGAAGAGUACAAUGAGUGCACUGGGGAUCCGGAGUGUCAAAAAACGUGCGAAAAUAUGGAUCAGUGGGAAACAAUGGCUUGCGCCAGGACAAGGAUCUGCAUUCGCGGUUGCAUCUGCGAGGACGGUUACGUGCGAGAUAAUUACAACGGCGUUUGCAUGGAGGAAAAUAGCUGCCCUCGAGUGAAACAUUAACUUUAUUAACCAGAACGUAAAAAAUUUUGAACAAGUCGCAACAAAGAUCGGAAAGGGGAUCGAGAAACUCGUAACGCGUGGGAUUUGUUUUCGUUUUAGUGCAGAGUAUUCUUUUUCAAACCGCUUCUCUUUUUAUACAAUUAAUUGAAUGAUUUAACGCAAAUGAAUCUUGUGUCAACGUCUCGAAAUAAAAACGAUUA
This is a messenger RNA of Linepithema humile (Argentine ant), 691 nucleotides long. NCBI's taxonomy places the organism in Eukaryota, Metazoa, Arthropoda, Insecta, Hymenoptera, Formicidae. The record is from RefSeq and is a predicted model, not a curated record.